Eurypyga helias (sunbittern) is the source of this 804-nucleotide messenger RNA. RefSeq names its product secretagogin, EF-hand calcium binding protein (gene SCGN). The record is from RefSeq and is a predicted model, not a curated record. The transcript has 9 exons. Gene Ontology annotation, molecular function: calcium ion binding. Lineage: Eukaryota; Metazoa; Chordata; Aves; Eurypygiformes; Eurypygidae. Gene Ontology annotation, biological process: regulation of presynaptic cytosolic calcium ion concentration; regulation of long-term synaptic potentiation. Bases 1 to 705 code for a protein of 234 amino acids. Gene Ontology annotation, cellular component: nucleus; dendrite; terminal bouton.
AUGCAUAUAUUGUUGUCCCCAUGGCAGAACACCAUCACCGAAGAAGAAGUUCAGAGGAUGAAGGAGCAAUUCAUGUGUGCCUACGAUGUCACCGCAGAUGGACGCCUGCAAAUCCAAGAGCUUGCAAAUAUGAUCUUGCCAGACGAUGAGAACUUUCUGCUGCUUUUCCGGCGGGAAACUCCCUUGGAUAACAGUGUGGAAUUCAUGCGGAUCUGGCGCAGUUACGAUGCUGACAGCAGUGGAUUUAUUUCAGCUGGUGAGCUCAAAGAUUUCCUGCGAGAUCUCUUUUUGCAGCAUAACAAGGUGGUUGCUGAAGUAAAGCUGGAAGAAUAUACUGAUACCAUGAUGAAGAUCUUUGACAAAAACAAAGAUGGACGGCUGGACCUGAAUGACCUGGCGAGGAUUCUGGCGCUCCAGGAAAAUUUCCUUCUUCAAUUUAAAAUGGAUGCUUGCAGCACGGAAGAAAGGAGGAGAGAUUUUGAAAAGAUCUUCGCACACUAUGAUGUUAGUAAAACGGGAGCACUUGAAGGCCCAGAAGUGGAUGGGUUUGUCAAAGACAUGAUGGAAUUAGUUAAGCCCAGCAUUAGCGGGGUGGACCUGGACAAGUUCCGCCAGAUCCUGCUCAACCACUGCGACGUGAACAAGGACGGGAAAAUUCAGAAAUCCGAACUGGCUUUGUGUCUCGGGCUUAAAAUGAACCCGUAGAUGGGAGAGUGCUCAUGGUUGUGUUUCCCUCGUGAGAUUUGCCAGCUUCUCCUCGUAGAAGUGUGUCCGUGCUACUGGGUGAGGGGUGGGGAGCUGGGG